AUAAUUUUUAUUUUGUAACCGAAACAAAAAUAUUUUGAAAAUUAGGGUUUAAUUAUCAUCUCGCCCUCGCCCUCGCUCUCGCUCUCGCCCUUAUCAAAUUUCAAUUUUUGUUGCCCACCCCUCACAAUUCACAACUUCAACUCACCACUGGAAUUCUCCUUCUUCAAUUGCCAAACAGGAAACUCUAUUGUUAGUGGCAGGCUUAGAAGUGGAGAUGAGUGAUACCAAGGAGAAUGAGAAUGAGGAGAGAGGAAAUGAAGAUGUGGUAGUGGCGGUUGCUUCUGACAAUGAAGGGAGGUUGCAGUCCAAUCCCAAUCCCAAUGCACAAGUUGAUGAACAUGAAUCCCACAAGGCUGAGUCUCCUUAUCAUUCUGUGCCAGUGGAAGGUCCUGCUCAAAAUGGGACUCCUCCAUCAACUGAGAUCAAGGCUGCAUCCCCUGUUGAUGAUAAUAAGAUUAUUGAAUCUCAAUCCAAUAAUCCAGACCAACCAGCUCAUGAUUUUCCUCCCUCCCAAGUCCCUUUAAGUGAUCACCAAGAUUUAGUCAAGCCUGAACCCAAUACUCAUCCCAAUUCUGAUGUCAAGAUUGAAGACGAUGACUUGCCUCAGAAGAUUAAUUCAGGCGGUCAUCGCAACAAUGACAACAAGACUAUUUCCACAUGCCAUCUUGCAACUGCUGAACCAGCUGUUGCAAUUGCCAAAACUGAACAUUGUCAAUUAGUGCCUGAGGCUAAAAUUGCUCUCUAUUCUGACACCCUACCUACAACUUCAACUCAUAAUGAACCUGCUACACCAUGUGCUCAACCUUCUGAUAUAAAAUCUCAAAUUUUCAAUGGGAUAGAAUCUGAUGAUAAGGGGAAUGUAAAUAAUGGGAACUCAAACUCAAAGCACUCGUGUCCUUUGGAUGAUGACCAUAUGUCUCAAGGUACUGAAUCCGGGACAGAAGGAGAGCAAUCUGCUUUCAUGAAGGAGCUUGAAAAUUUCUUUAGAGAGAGAAGCAUGGAAUUCAAACCUCCUAAGUUUUAUGGGGAGACUCUGAAUUGCCUUAAGUUGUGGAGAGCUGUGUGUAGAUUGGGUGGCUAUGAUAAGGUGACUUCUUGUAAGUUGUGGCGGCAAGUGGGAGAGUCUUUCAAACCCCCAAAGACAUGUACUACAGUUUCGUGGACAUUCCGAGGCUUUUAUGAGAAGGCUCUCCUUGAUUAUGAAAGGCAUAAAGCACUUGGUGGUGAGCUUAAUGUACCUAUUGCUUCUCACUCAGAGCCUUCAAAUAUUGAAAAUCAGGCUUCAGGAUCGGGUAGAGCACGCAGGGAUGCUGCAGCACGUGCUAUGCAGGGUUGGCACUCACAACGCCUUCUUGGAAAUGGUGAAGUUAGUGACCCUAUUAUUAAGGAUAAGAAUUCUAUUUCUAUGCAAAAGCGUGAAAAACAGCUUAAGAGCAUUGGUUUACUUAAACGUAAGAAACCAUCUUAUAUGGAACAUACAGUCAAAACUGCUCGUACAAAAGCAUCUAAGCCACAAUUGGACACACCAGUGGUUGAUAUUGGGGCACCGGCUGAUUGGGUGAAGAUCAAUGUGCAGAAAACUAAAGAUUGUUUCGAGGUUUAUGCUUUAGUUCCAGGUCUUCUCAGAGAGGAGGUGCGUGUUCAAUCAGAUCCUGCAGGCCGCCUUGUUAUAAGUGGUGAACCUGAGCAUACUGAUAAUCCGUGGGGUGUCACACCCUUCAAAAAGGUUGUCAGCUUACCCUCUAGAAUUGACCCACAUCAGACAUCAGCUGUGGUUACCCUGCACGGACAGUUGUUUGUUCGUGUCCCGUUUGAAGAGUCAGAAUAGUGUUGUUUGAGGCUGCUUACACCCAUCCCCAUUAGUUAAGUAAUUGUAAGGAUGGGUGUGAAGCCAUUUAGUGGAAUUUAUAUCUCUCUACCAUGCAUAAAUGCCAAGUUCCUCUUGUUAAGUCCAAUGCCUGAACUUCUGUAUUUCAUUUUUAAUUAUUAGUACAGUUUGACAAUGAUGAUUUAAUUCAAUUCAAUUCAAUUAAUUUUAUUUCUCUUGUGUUUUGUUAA
Molecule: messenger RNA, 2058 nt
Organism: Quercus lobata
Lineage: Eukaryota; Viridiplantae; Streptophyta; Magnoliopsida; Fagales; Fagaceae
Product: AT-rich interactive domain-containing protein 6-like
Exons: 13
Coding region: 215-1828 (537 amino acids)
Biological process (GO): regulation of transcription by RNA polymerase II
Cellular component (GO): nucleus
Molecular function (GO): DNA binding
Source: RefSeq, a predicted model, not a curated record